This is a messenger RNA of Dama dama (fallow deer), 2020 nucleotides long. It is a transcript of the gene CLK3, whose product is annotated as CDC like kinase 3. The transcript has 13 exons. Gene Ontology annotation, molecular function: ATP binding; protein kinase activity. The record is from RefSeq and is a predicted model, not a curated record. The coding region runs from base 313 to 1785 and encodes 490 amino acids. Gene Ontology annotation, biological process: protein phosphorylation. NCBI's taxonomy places the organism in Eukaryota, Metazoa, Chordata, Mammalia, Artiodactyla, Cervidae.
GCGUCUUUAGGGCCUACGUGCGACGCGACACGGCGGGAGGGCGGACCGCGGUCAAGGACUUCCCCUCGACCCUACAGGAACCAGGUUCUCUCGCUGCCCUACGGAGCCGCACAGAGAAGACAGGUCCUCCAGAGCCUUCGAGUCGGGGGUUAGAGCGGCCGGGGCGGGGGGCCGAGCCAGGUCUAGCCCCAGGCUGAGGACGGCUGCGUCACGCGAGGGGCGGGGCUGCCACGGGCGGAGGCCGGAGCCGGAAGCGGAAGAGGCGCUCGGAGCGGGGAGUGGGGCCUAGCAGCAGCCUGAGCCUGGGAGACGAUGCAUCACUGUAAGCGAUACCGCUCCCCUGAGCCAGACCCAUACCUGAGCUACCGAUGGAAGAGGAGGAGGUCUUACAGUCGGGAGCACGAAGGGAGAUUGCGAUAUCCGUCUCGAAGGGAGCCUCCACCCCGGAGAUCUCGGUCUAGAAGCCAUGACCGCCUGCCCUACCAGAGGAGAUACCGGGAGCACCGUGACAGCGACACAUACCGGUGUGAAGACCGGAGCCCAUCCUUUGGAGAGGACUACUAUGGAUCUUCACGUUGCCAUCAUCGCCGGCGGUCACGGGAGAGGGAGCCGUACCGGGCCCGCAAGCAUGCCCACCACUGCCACAAACGCCGCACCAGGUCUUGUAGCAGCGCCUCCUCGAGAAGCCAACAGAGCAGUAAGCGCAGCAGCCGGAGUGUGGAAGAUGACAAGGAGGGCCACCUGGUGUGCCGGAUCGGCGAUUGGCUCCAAGAGCGAUAUGAGAUCGUGGGGAACCUGGGUGAAGGCACCUUUGGCAAGGUGGUGGAGUGUUUGGACCAUGCCAGAGGGAAGUCUCAGGUUGCCCUGAAGAUCAUCCGCAAUGUAGGCAAGUACCGGGAGGCCGCCCGGCUAGAAAUCAACGUUCUCAAGAAGAUCAAGGAGAAGGACAAAGAGAACAAAUUCCUGUGCGUCUUGAUGUCUGACUGGUUCAACUUCCACGGUCACAUGUGCAUCGCCUUUGAGCUCCUGGGCAAGAACACCUUUGAGUUCCUAAAGGAGAAUAACUUCCAGCCUUACCCUCUGCCACAUGUCCGGCACAUGGCCUACCAGCUCUGCCACGCCCUUAGAUUUCUACAUGAGAACCAACUGACCCACACAGACUUGAAGCCAGAGAACAUCCUGUUUGUGAAUUCUGAGUUUGAAACCCUCUACAAUGAGCACAAGAGCUGUGAGGAGAAGUCCGUGAAGAACACCAGCAUCCGAGUGGCUGACUUCGGCAGUGCCACGUUUGACCACGAGCAUCACACGACCAUCGUGGCCACCCGUCACUACCGUCCACCUGAGGUGAUCCUCGAGCUGGGCUGGGCACAGCCCUGUGAUGUCUGGAGCAUCGGCUGCAUUCUCUUUGAGUACUACCGGGGCUUCACACUCUUCCAGACCCACGAGAACCGAGAGCAUUUGGUGAUGAUGGAGAAGAUCCUAGGGCCCAUCCCAUCACACAUGAUCCACCGGACAAGGAAGCAGAAAUAUUUCUACAAAGGGGGCCUGGUUUGGGAUGAGAACAGCUCUGACGGCCGGUAUGUGAAGGAGAACUGCAAACCUCUGAAGAGUUAUAUGCUCCAAGACACUCUGGAGCACGUGCAGCUGUUUGACCUGAUGAGGAGGAUGUUAGAAUUUGACCCUGCCCAGCGCAUCACACUGGCGGAGGCCCUGCUGCACCCCUUCUUUGCUGGUCUGACCCCUGAGGAGCGGUCCUUCCACACCAGCCGCAACCCAAGCAGAUGACAGGCGUGCGGCCACUGCACCAGAGAUGGAGAGCGGGACUGGACUGCCUGGCCCCUUUCCUCCAACCUCUACCACCGGCCCCAGGGCCAGAGCCACCCAGUGAACAGUGCAAUGUGAAGGAAGGCAGGAGCCUGCAGGGGAGGAGACCUGAUGCCCAGCUGCCAGAAAGCACAGAUUUGACCCAAGCUAUUUAUAUGUUGUAAAGUUAUAAUAAAGUGUUUCUUACUGUUUGUAA